This is a messenger RNA of Oncorhynchus masou masou (cherry salmon), 1429 nucleotides long. It is a transcript of the gene hoxb10a, whose product is annotated as homeobox B10a. The transcript is spliced from 2 exons. Bases 13 to 912 code for a protein of 299 amino acids. Gene Ontology annotation, cellular component: nucleus. Gene Ontology annotation, molecular function: DNA-binding transcription factor activity, RNA polymerase II-specific; RNA polymerase II cis-regulatory region sequence-specific DNA binding. Gene Ontology annotation, biological process: regulation of transcription by RNA polymerase II. NCBI's taxonomy places the organism in Eukaryota, Metazoa, Chordata, Actinopteri, Salmoniformes, Salmonidae. The record is from RefSeq and is a predicted model, not a curated record.
AUACCCGGGACAAUGAACCAGCACCAGCAGUUGCAGCCGCAAGAAGCAAUGGCUCAGCCUCGAUACCAAUACCACCAGGGAAUACUGAACUGGGACGUGCCACAUUUGAGCCCGGUCCGGGUGCCGCAGGUCAGUGCGUGCCCUUACAGCGCGUCAAACAGAAAAGACAACUCCUCCUAUUUGCUUCUGGAACCGGACAACCACUCAAAACCGUCACCGGACGUGUCUGCCUUCAACAGACUAAUGUCAGAGAUGGGCUCCAUGACGGGCGGUUCUGGUCCAAUUCAGGGCUACUUCCGCCCGGAGCAGUCAUACCCGGGGAUCAAAGUCCAGGAGUACAACAACAGCGUGCACAGCUUGCCCACGACCAAUCCACCGCGCUCUCCCCACUCAGAUUCGCGCCAUUUGUGCAACUUGAGCUUCCCGGUGCUGCCAUAUCCAGACUCUGACUUCAAGCGCGUUAUUGAUGACUUAGCGCUGGGCAGCAGUGAGUGUCAAGCCCAGAGAAGCGAUAGCAGCAGCAUCAACCUGGCCUGUCAGACCAACACGGAAGACUUAGUCAUAGGUUUACGGCGAGACAAGCCCUCAUCAGUCUUACCCGAGGGCGAUAGAAGUCCCAGACAGGAGACGCAAGAGGACGCAACAUUCGAAAAUGAUGCGUGCUGUGGAUGGCUGUGGGCGAAGGCGGGGAGGAAGAAGCGCUGUCCUUACACCAAAUACCAAACCCUGGAGCUGGAGAAGGAGUUCCUCUUCAACAUGUAUCUGACUCGCGAUCGCCGCCUGGAGAUCGCUCGCAGUGUCAACCUCACUGACCGUCAAGUCAAAAUCUGGUUCCAGAACCGCCGCAUGAAGAUGAAGAAGAUGACACGGGAACACAGAACCAGGGACACGGUCACACAUUUCCCCAUCUGAUUCCCCACAAACAUGGUGCGCAGAGACAGGCCUACAUGGACACGACUGAGUGCAGGAGCAUGGGAUGAUGCAAAGUCAACAAUAGGAUGGACCAUAUACUGAAGGAUGUGGAGAUAGUGGUUCUGAUCUGAAGGAUGGGCUGGAUGAAAGUGCAAGGAUAGGCUGGAUGAAAGUGCCAUCUAUGUCCUAUACACUUUGCAUGAGGAUAUGGUGGCUCUUACAGGUUAUACUUGAGUUUUUCCAUGAUGGAGAAAUGUCGGGAAACUUUUUCUUUCUCCAUACCCCUGUCCCGCAACACCCUUCAUAAAAGCACUUUAUCUGAUCAUUAUUUAAACAACUGUCUUGUCGUUGUUUCUUGAUGGCUCAAUAGAAUGAUUGCAACGUUGCUUAAUUGGUCUUUUUGCCAGACAUAGGCUACCGUCUUGAAUCGAAAAGUGUUGUUUACAGUUCAUGCUAGGCUAUGGGAAGCCAAUUUAAAAGGAUUACUUUAUUUAUGACGUGAGCACUAUUUUAUUUA